AUGUCCCGCACUACAGUCACAGUACACAAGAGGGCCCACACCCCCCCCGACGCCCCACCCCGACCCCGUCCACGUCCACCCCCCAUCACGAAUCGCGCCCUUUGCCCCCCCAUAACGGCCUCCACCCGACACCGGCUCCCCGGGGCCGUGUUCCCUGCCUCCGAGCAAACCCCCACCUCCCGGGAACGCCUCCACUCCGCAUCCCAGGCCCCCCCCCCCCCGACACCCCCCCCCCCCUCCCGUACCCCAGCCCUGCGGCCCUCCUCCACCCCCAAGGCCCCGGCCGCCGCUCGCUCCUCCCACAGGCUCAGCUGUCACACCCGCCUCCAACCUGGCGCUUCCCCACUCGGGCGCUCACCACCCCCCACACCCCCCGCCCCCCACCCCCAUCCCACCCCCCAGGUUGCCUCCGAGGUCCCCCCCAACCGCAGCACAUCCGGCUCCGGCACCCCCCGCUCCCCCCGACCCGACGACCGCCCCCCCUCCACCCGAUCCCCCUGUCCCCCCGACACCCGCUCUUCCGACCCACCGCACCCAUGCACACCCCCCUGGCUUCGCGCUCCACCCCACCACCCUCCCCCAGCACCGCCACGGCCCCCUGCUCAUCCCCCUCCCCCUGCCACACACCCCCCCCCCGCACGGCACGAUGCAACCAUCCUACCCACCCCGCGCGUCACCCCCCAAACCCACAUACCCACCCCCUCUGCCAGCGCCCCCCCGUGCCGCCACCCCCCCGAACCUACACGCGCAGCCCACCCCCGCGCCCCCCCCCACCGCCCUGCCCCCACACCACCUCUGCCCACACCACUCCCAUGCCCCACAAGCCACGCGCCGCGCCGCCGAACCCCCUUCCCACACUAG
This is a messenger RNA of Dicrocoelium dendriticum, 861 nucleotides long. The record is from the annotation of a GenBank genome assembly. Lineage: Eukaryota; Metazoa; Platyhelminthes; Trematoda; Plagiorchiida; Dicrocoeliidae.